CUCUCUGUGUGUGUGUGUGUGUGUGUGUGUGUGUGUGUGUGUGUGUGUGUGUGUGUGUGUGUGUGUGUGUGUGUGUGUGUGUGUGUGUGUGUGUGUGUGUGUGUGUGUGUGUGUAAGAGUGAGUGUAGAUUUGUAGAUUUGUUUGACUACCAAGAAACACUCUGUUUGACCCUGAUUUAGCCCACUGCAGUAAAAUAUAUUAAUAACUCCCUUAAUAAAUCCCUUAAUAACUAUUUGAUGAAGAGGUUCUUGUUCACCAGUAUAUUGUGAUAGAAAUAGAAUGUAUUGUUUGGACUUGGUGUAGCCCAGGUUACAGUAUAGUGGUGGAUAAAUAAUGACAGUAUAUGGCACAGCUACAGUGAGAGCUCAUCAUUUGAAUGGUAAUUGGCUGAAUUUGUCCAGAUAAUUCCUGUCUGGAUACAUCUAAGGAACCUACAGUAGAACAAUGCUCUUCGGGGUACGUGUGCAUGCACUUGCACUUUCAAAGAGUGUAGUGACGUCUGUAUAACGUCAUCCUGGAUGUGAACUAUUGUUUUUGUUUUUCGGACAUGACCAGCACACUGACGUCUUUUCUCCUCUCUGACCAGUUUGUAAAUUUGCAGCCCCAUCUUGUGGCAAGGAUUUGUACUUCAAGAUAACUUAUUUUUAUUAUGUAUAUAUAUAUAUAUUUUUUUUUUCUUUUCUUCAAGAUAACUUAUUUUUAUUAUAUAUAUAUAUUGUUUUAUAUAUAGAUUUUUUUUCUUUUUCUUCAAGAUAACUUAUAAGGAAGUGUAGCCAGGAAACAGUAACAUGGAUAUUUAAAUAAAAAAGAUAGUUUAAAUAUAGCUUAUUAAAUGAUAUAUGACAGAUAGUUUUUCCUAGCCAUAGUACUUCUACAUCUUUUCCUAGCCAUAGUACUUCUACAUAUUUUCCUAGCCAUAGUACUUCUACAUCUUUUCCUAGCCAUAGUACUUCUACAUCUUUUCGUAGCCAUAGUACUUCUACAUAUUUUCCUAGCCUUAGUACUGCUACAUCUACAUUGCUUGCUGUUUGGGGUUUUAGGGUGGGUUUCUGUAUAGCACUUUGUGACAUCUGCUGAUGUAAUAAGGGCUUUAUAAAUACAUUUGAUUGAUUGAUUGAUGAUAUGAAGUGAUAUUGGAUUCUUUAUUUCUUGUUGUGUUAAACAGGGCUUAGUUUGGUUGGGUCUCGAGACGACGACGCUGUGUAUCUGUCCAUCUGUCCAUCAUCUCCUCCCACCCUGGGGUUUCCUCUCCCGCCCUGGGGUUUCCUCUCCCGCCUUGGGGUUUCCUCUUUGGCCUGGGGUUUCCUCUCCCGCCCUAGGGUUUCCUCUCCCGCCCUGGGGUUUCCUCUCCCGCCCUAGGGUUUCCUCUUCCGCCCUGGGGUUUCCUCUCCCGCCCUGGGGUUUCUUCUCCCGCCCUAGGGUUUCCUCUUCCGCCCUGGGGUUUCUUCUCCCGCCUUAGGGUUUCCUCUUCCGCCCUGGGGUUUCCUCUCCCGCCCUGGAGUUUCCUCUCCCGCCUUGGGGUUUCCUCUUCGGCCUGGGGUUUCCUCUCCUGCCCUGGGGUUUCCUCUCCUGCCCUGGGGUUUCCUCUCCCGCCCUAGGGUUUCCUUUCCCGCCCUAGGGUUUCCUCUUCCGCCCUGGGGUUUCCUCUCCCGCCCUAGGGUUUCCUCUCCUGCCCUGGGGUUUCUUCUCCCGCCCUAGGGUUUCCUCUUCCGCCCUGGGGUUUCCUCUCCCGCCCUGGGGUUUCUUCUCCCGCCCUAGGGUUUCCUCUUCUGCCCUGGGGUUUCCUCUCCUGCCCUAGGGUUUCCUCUCCCGCCCUGGGGUUUCUUCUCCCGCCCUAGGGUUUCCUCUUCCGCCCUGGGGUUUCCUCUCCUGCCCCGGGGUUUCCUCUCCUACCCCCAGAACAAUCUUCUGAUAGUUUGAUGGAGAGCUGGUCGGAUGACAGCUGGAACUGUUGUCAUAACCGGAGGAAUUCUCGCCACGGUGAUACUCUUGUGUAUCAUAGCAGUGCUCUGUUACUGUAGACUCCAGUAUUACUGCUGUAAGAAGAAUGGGUCAGAAGGGGACACCAGCUCCGCCACGCAGCCCCACUUUGCCUGCAACGCAUGCAGUGCUCCCAGGGUGGACAGGACAGCCGUCACUCCCCUCUCCCUCUCCCCGGAACUCCCUGCCUCCCACGCCACGGGCCCCCCUCGUAACUACUGCCCCACCUGUUCGCCCUACGAAUCACCCUUCUAUAUCAGAACCACCGACGAGAUGCACAACGGCGGCGAGCGCAUCACCUACAUGCCCACGCACUAUGAGAACCCAGCGCUGGCUCUCGCCCUGCCCUCCCUGCAUGGCUCCCUGCUGAGCACCAGCCAGCAUCGCAGCAACCCAGCACCGGACUUCUACACCAACACUCGCGCUAUAAGUACAGACGUGUGACCCACUUCCGAUGUCCUGUUGGCUCAUUUGGUUGGAGCGUCGUGUUUUCUACUGCAGGGUUGUGAGCUCAAUCCCUGUAUAGGCCAUGCACUGUACACAGAAUAUUUGUUCAUUAUUGCUUUGGAUAAAAGAGACUGGUAAAUGACUAUGUUUUUAUGAGGGUAGUCUCUGGUAGCCACUGUGUCUCUCUGCUGACAACUAAAGAGAAGAGGAUGAAAAAGGAGCAUUGAGAGACAACACAGAGCGUUGACCCUUUGACCUGGUCAUGCACUUCCUUGUUCUUUCUCCCUACACUGUGUCAGCUAGCUUCCAGCUGGAUUUGAGUACACUCAAACAGUAUUGUUUUUUAAACAGAGGUAGCUAUCAUGUUUGUUGCUGUUGAAUUAAAAACUAGACUCCUGUAAUACAGAGGCAGGGAGCAUCCCUUAGUGUUCAAUAGACCAAGAACAAUACGCUGUCUGGCGAGGUAGUGUGUGGGAUUCUAAUCUUCACUGUUCGAGGGCUAUCUAUAUCGUGGUUUUACCUGGACCUACUCUUGUCAUUUCCCUGUAUCUGCCAAAAGAGAUUCUCUUUGAUUCUGAACUACAAAAAAAAGCAAAUUACAUUUUCAAGUGAAGGUAAUCAGAAGAAAAUGAACAUAGCAAAAAUAGUGAAGAGACCCUAACUCCUUCAGAGCUUUCUCUAUGCAAGUUCUAUGCACGCAAAACCCGAAUUGGUUGGAGAGAAAAGUUAAACAAUGCAGCUAUCCAGCUUGUAUGUUUUUUUCCCUCCAAAUGUUUGUCAUAUGUAACUGGAACUAUUGAAAGACUAUUGUUUUAUGUUAUUGAAAGAGGUAUGUAGCCUACUGGCUACUUUUGAGACAAUGGAAUUUGAUCACAUAAUAUAAUAACUAGAAUAUUACAGUUUAAAGAUAGUUUUCAAGUCAGGACAGGGGCAUUUUGUAAGUGGGUGAUGCAGUAUUGCAGUUAGUGAUGAUUUGUCUGUCUCUGCACCUGUGUCAUUGAGUGGACUACCAUUCUUUGUGCAGAACACUGAAGCUACAGUACAGUUCAAAUUGUAUUUCUCUUUAUUGACAAUGAUGUAAAAAGUUGUAAAUUUAUAUAUUACCAAAUGCAUUGAAAGCAUUUUUAUUUGUUUGUCUCUUUGAUUAACUGGCUGAUGACUUUUUGGAUUCGGUCAUGAUGCAUUUUGAAUUGGGACGUGUAAGUCUGGUAUGAUUUAGAUGUAGUUUGUGCCAUUUGGUGUCCGCACUCUUCUGAUCAUCUAAUUGUUGAUUCUAUGAACUGUACACAUCCAUGUAUUUACACACUUGAGUGUUUAUUUCAACUUAUGAAAAACUUGAAAUACAAUAUUUAUGUAAUUGGUAACAAAAUACAUAAUUAUUAACCUUGUUAUAUGGCACUCAUUUUUUAACCAAUUAUUAGACAACAUUGCUUGCCAUGUAUGAUAUUAUUUUUGCCCUGGUGUCUUUUUAUGUUUUAGUGUGAAACAGCAAAAAAUGACAGACAUGUAUGAUAGGGUGAUACUAAUUUUACUAUAGGUUUCUAAAAGCACCCUGAUCAGCUACUUCUGUAUAGAGCUGAGAAGUCCUAUACCCUAUCAUACCUGUGACAACAGCAAUGCUCAUAUGGAUACAACGAUACCAACAUAAACAUACAUUUGUCAAUUAAGUCCUUACACUUUUGAUUAGAUGUUAUACGUUUUUUGCACCAGUGCAAGGCUUGUACUUGUAUUUUUGUCCAACAUUAACUAAAGGAAUGCAUAUAUUGGAAAAAAUGCUGUAAGAUGUAGAUUGAAGCAGGAAGCUGUUCUAAAAAUGAUUGUCCAUGAAAAAGCAGUUGUGUGUUAGAACGUUGUUUCUAGUGUUUAUUUGCUCUUUAAAAAGGGGUGAAAAGUGUGUGUCUGUUCAAAAGCUUCUAUAAAUCUGUCAAUUUAAAUCCAAACAAAGACAAAACAUUUCAAUUGAGAAUAUCUAUUACAUGCCCCAUAAGGAUACAUUUUCAUAUUUAAUUCCUGUUGGUUUAGGUUAUUCAUAAAAUACCUAACAGAUAAAAAAAUAUAUACUAUGCUAAAACAAAAGGGUGAAAUAUUAAAAGAGAAACAAACAAAAAAAUUAUUUCACAUUGUUACCUUUUGACAAUUAAAGAUUUAUAACUGCUUGAA
Messenger RNA from Salvelinus fontinalis (brook trout), 4588 nucleotides. RefSeq names its product protein FAM163A-like. The transcript is spliced from 3 exons. The coding region runs from base 1937 to 2425 and encodes 162 amino acids. NCBI's taxonomy places the organism in Eukaryota, Metazoa, Chordata, Actinopteri, Salmoniformes, Salmonidae. The record is from RefSeq and is a predicted model, not a curated record.